Amphimedon queenslandica is the source of this 1086-nucleotide messenger RNA. Its product is annotated as ankyrin repeat domain-containing protein 29-like. The record is from RefSeq and is a predicted model, not a curated record. The annotation marks the transcript as partial. Lineage: Eukaryota; Metazoa; Porifera; Demospongiae; Haplosclerida; Niphatidae. Gene Ontology annotation, molecular function: protein binding. Gene Ontology annotation, cellular component: cytoplasm. The transcript is spliced from 3 exons.
CCUAAUGUUCAAACAGAUAAUGGAAUAAAUGCACUUAUGUUGGCUUGCCAAAACGGUCACAUUCAAAUAGUUGAACUGUUGAAGCAAGUUGAUCCUUUAGUUCAAAGCAAUAGUGGUAGUAAUGCUUUUAUAGUGGCUUGUGAAAAUGGUCAUACUCAAAUAGUUGAACUUUUGCUGAAGGAAAAAGUUGAUCCUCAUGUUCAAGAUAAUAAUGGAAGGAACGCUUUUAUGCUGGCUUGUCAAAAUGGCCACUUUCCAGUAGUUGAAUUGUUGCUUAAGAAACAAGUUGAUCCAAAUGUUUUAGAUAUUAACGGUGGAAAUGCUUUCAUAUUUGCUUUGCUGGCAUGUCAAAAUGGUCAUGCUAAAAUAGUUGAAUUGCUGCUGAGGGAAAAAAUUGAUCCUAACAUUCAAAGGAAAGACGGAGUGAAUGCUUUUAUGUUGGCUUGUGCAAAAGGUGACACUCAAAUAGUUGAGUUGCUGAUAGGAAAAGUUAAUCUCAAUGUUAGAAAUAAUAAUGGAGUAAAUGCUUUUAUGUUGGUUUGUCAAAAUGGCCACACUCAAAUAGUCGAAUUGCUGCUGAAGGAAGAAGUUGAUCUUAAUGUUCAAAAUAAUGAUGGUUUGAAUGCAUUCUUUUUGGCUUGUUACUAUGGCCAAACUCAAACAGUCGAAUUGCUGCUAAAACAAAAAAUUGAUCUUCAUGUUACAAAUAAUGAUGGAGUCAAUGCUUUUAUGGUGGCAUGUCAAAAUGGUCACAUUAAAAUAGUUGAAUUGCUGCUGAAAGAAAAUAUCAAUCCUAGUAUACGAAGAAAAGAUGGAGGGAAUGCUUUUAUUUUGGCUUGUGGAAAAGGUCACACUCAAAUAGUUGAAAUUUUGCUGAAAAAACAAGUCAAUCCUAAUGUUCAAACAAUCAAUGGAGCAAAUGCUUUUAUGCUGGCUUGUUCAAGUGGUCACAUUAAAAUAGUUGAGUUGUUGAUAGGAAAAGUUAAUCUUAAUGUUAGAAAUAAUGAUGGAGUGAAUGCUUUUAUGUUGGCUUGUCAAAAUGGCCACACUGAAAUUGUUCAACUUUUGCUGAAGGAAACGAAUUGA